CAAUAAUUUCUCCUAUUGUUAUUUGACUCCUCUAGUACGCAGCCUCUUUAGACAUGCCGCCGUCAGUGCCAAUGGAAGAAAAAGGCAGCGGGAAAGCAACAUAUCGAAGGAAAAAUUCACUCCAGCACAACACCGUUUGCUGAUGCAGCACAAAGAGCAAAUUUCGAGGGCAAACGAGCGAUUCAUCCAGUUCAAGGGAAGAUGGGAGAGGAUGUGAAUGGAGAACCCUACAAACCCUACACGGAGAAAGUUUUGCCCUGUUUAGUUCCUCAUGUUGGCAUGAAAUUUAGAAAUCCAGAAGAGGGUUGGAAGUUUUGGCUGGCAUACGAUGGUCAGAGUGGUUUUGAUGUUAGAAAGCACUAUGCAAACAAAAGUAAGAUUGAUGGAAAGAUAACAUCAUGUAGAUUUGUUUGUGCCAAUGAAGGUCAUAGAGGAAAGGACAAAAGGAGUGAUCAAGUAAAAUGUCAACGAGCUGAAACAAGAACGGAUUGUGAAGUGCGUAUGGGUCUUGCAAAGGAUAAAGAGAUGGAUGGAUAUAAAGUUUAUGAUCUAAAGUUGGAACACAAUCAUGACCUUCACUCACCAGAAACUUUUCACUUGAUGGUGUCACAAAGAAAAAUUUCAGAAUUGCAAGCCUUUGAAAUUGAAGCUGCUGAUGAUUCAGGAAUAGGUCCUAAAGCAUCACACGAAUUAGCAUGUCGCCAAGUGGGUGGACCGCUUAAUCUGAGUUAUACCCUACGUGACCAUAAAAACUAUUUGAGGGGAAAGCGACAACGAGAGAUGGCAUAUGGUCAAGCUGGAAGCAUGCUCAAAUACUUUCAAGAUAAAAUAGCAGAGAACCCAUCAUUUCAAUAUGCGACACAAAUGGAUAUUGAGGAGAAGAUUGCAAACAUAUUUUGGGCUGAUGCUAAAAUGAUUGCUGAUUAUAUACAUUUUGGUGAUGUUGUUUCCUUUGACACUACUUUUGGAACAAAUAGAGAGAGUCGGCCUUUUGGUGUUUUUGUUGGAUUCAACCAGUUCAGAGAAACAGUAGUUUUUGGUGCUGCUCUAAUGUAUGAUGAAACAUUUGAGUCUUUUCGGUGGCUCUUUGAGACCUUUCUACAAGCACAUAAUAGAAAACAACCAAAAACGUUCUACACAGACCAAGAUUUUGCAAUGGGGAAGGCGGUUGAACUAGUGUUUCAUGAGGCAUGGCAUGGAUUGUGCACUUUUCACAUAAUGCAAAAUGCUAUCAAACAUUUGCCUAAACAAGAAAAAGCUAAAGGCUCAAAUGUUCUAGCUGAUUUCAGUGCAUGCAUGUUUGAGUAUGUGGACCAGGAAACAUUUGACAGAGAAUUUGCCAUCUUGAGGACAAAGAUACAAAAGCAAACUUGGUUAGACAACAUUUACAAUUUGAAAGAAAAAUGGGCUGAAUGUUAUAUGAAAGAUGUUUAUACAUUGGGCAUGCGAAGCACACAAUUGAGUGAGAGUCUAAACAAUGAUUUGAAAAUUCACUUCAAAUCAGAUUUUGACAUCAUUCGAUUUUUGAAACAUUUUGAAAGGGUGGUGCAAGGAAAAAGAAAUAAUGAGUUAAACUCAGAAUUUGAAUCGAGGAAAAAAAUACCGAGGGUCAUAAUGAAGAUACCUAUGCUGUUGCAAGCAAGCAAGUUGUACACACCAGUCAUAUUUGAAGCUUUUCAAGGUCAAUAUGAAAGGUCUAUGACAUCAUGCACUAGAGUAUUGGAUGGAAAUAAUGAAUAUCUUGUUGCAACAGGGAGCCUUGGUGAGGAACUUGUCCUUGAUGAAGAGUUUAGAGUUAUUGGAAAUCCUUUGGACCAAACAGCUACAUGCAGUUGCAACUUAUUUAAUAGAAUUGGAAUAAUAUGUGCCCAUGCUUUAAAAGUUCUUGAUUUAAUGAAUAUCAAGUCAUUGCCUACACAAUAUAUAUUAAAGAGAUGGACACGACAAGCAUGUAGUGGCAUUGUACAGGAUAUGAAUGGAAAAAUAUAAUUGAAAAUCCAAAGCUUGAUGUAUUGCUUCGUUAUAGAUAUUUCUCUCACAAACUUCUGAAUUUGGCACAUCGAGCAGCCUACUUUCCAGAGUGCUCUUCACUAAUGGACAACGCAAUAGACCUCCUUAGCCAACAGCUUGAAGACAAAAUUAGUACAUGCCCAAGUAUUUCUAAUGCUGAUCAAAGUGUAGCUCAUGUUGAUGUUGCUCCACCCAAUGACACAUUGAGUAAUGCACGGUUAAAGAAAAAAGAUAUCCGUUAAGAAGUUCAAAGAGACAAAAACUUGGUUGGGAAGAAAAGCACAAAGGGAGGAAAAAAGGUCAAAGGAAAACUUUGGUGUCUGUACAAGUACCAAUGGCACAAGAUAUGGGGAAAGAAGCAAGCAUCGACAAGGGUAAGGACUCUGAAGAAUAUAGGACCAUCAGCUCCUUCACUCAACUACUGAAUGGAGUAGGCAGUGAUGAUCUGAAAAUUGAGGAAUUAUUUUAGUUUUUGGGCAAAUCAAGAGAGCUAGUUUGUUAUUGACACCUGUAUUUUGUUCCUGGAAUUGUAAGGUUUAAACUACACUGCAAAUUGUGGAGUAUUUUGUUAGAAAGUGCACACUGCAAAAACAUUCAGUCUGGAUUGAAUGUUCAGACUAAAACAAAAACGUUCAUCAGGAAAUCUUCAGUGCUAGAAUUCUCAAUAGUAAUUA
Zea mays is the source of this 2684-nucleotide messenger RNA. Its product is annotated as protein FAR1-RELATED SEQUENCE 5-like. NCBI's taxonomy places the organism in Eukaryota, Viridiplantae, Streptophyta, Magnoliopsida, Poales, Poaceae. Gene Ontology annotation, molecular function: zinc ion binding. The transcript is spliced from 3 exons. The record is from RefSeq and is a predicted model, not a curated record. Bases 202 to 1989 code for a protein of 595 amino acids.